This is a messenger RNA of Anguilla rostrata (American eel), 12600 nucleotides long. Its product is annotated as gamma-aminobutyric acid receptor subunit beta-1-like. The transcript is spliced from 9 exons. Gene Ontology annotation, biological process: regulation of membrane potential; nervous system process; chemical synaptic transmission. Gene Ontology annotation, molecular function: neurotransmitter receptor activity; GABA-A receptor activity; chloride channel activity. The record is from RefSeq and is a predicted model, not a curated record. The coding region runs from base 796 to 2229 and encodes 477 amino acids. NCBI's taxonomy places the organism in Eukaryota, Metazoa, Chordata, Actinopteri, Anguilliformes, Anguillidae. Gene Ontology annotation, cellular component: synapse; GABA-A receptor complex; plasma membrane.
CAGUGGGGCGGUUUCGCUCAACAAGGCUCGAUUGAGAACGUAAACUCAUAAUUAUUUUGUUUAUUCUCUAGCGCGCGCACUCUCUCUCUCUCUCCUCCCUCUCUAUCUAUUUCUCGCUCUCGUGCACUCUGGUCUGCAUUGCCGCAUGUAAACUGCUCGUUUGGAGUUCGUUUGAUUUACUGCUAGCGGCUUUUCAGUUUCUACGCAUUGCCGUUUUUAAUAUAAACUAUUUCCUUUGGACUGGACAAUAAAAUUAUCAUUAACUUUGUAGAGGGAAGUACGGGUAUUAGAACUAGCCAAGGAGGAAACGGCUCUCAGCUAAACCAGCGAAACGGGCUUCUCCCAAAACGUGAUUGCUUUCCACCACAUCCCAUGGACUGCUGAAUGAAGGUUGUCUAGAACCAGAAUUUAAUGGUGCUACUGAAUGCUCGUUUGCAUUCCGACUCGUGGGGACUGUUCUUAUAUAAAUCUGAUAUAAAUCACAGAUGUCUGUAGUUAAAUUUUCAAAUUUGACGAAAGGGACAGGAUCGGAGCAACAUAGCCUAUUGAUUCGCUUUAAACUCAAUGGCCGCCCUAAUCACAAUGACACUGAAAUAAUGUGAGACGUGGUUUUAACCUGAUGUGAUUUUUCCUCUUCAACGUUUUUCAAGCAGAAAAAGUGUCUCCCAGAAAACAGUGUUUUCAUGUUGAUUAAGCUUCGCGCAUGCGUUGCCAUUAUCGGAAUUAUUUCGCCACCCAGGACUAAGUUGCAUUCCCGAAUCCACACUCGAGCUAAUUCUUUCAUCAAAGUUAGGAAUGUGGACAGUUCAAGAACGAGGAUGUGCCGGGAUUUUGUGUAUUCCUUUGAUGGUCGCCGUUGUCUGCUGUGCACAAAGCGCGAACGAGCCAAGCAACAUGUCCUACGUGAAGGAGACCGUGGACAAAUUGCUGAAAGGAUAUGACAUUCGCUUAAGGCCUGAUUUUGGAGGUGCCCCUGUGGACGUCGGGAUGAGCAUAGACAUCGCCAGCAUCGACAUGGUCUCUGAAGUGAAUAUGGAUUACACCAUCACCAUGUACUUCCAGCAGUCCUGGAGAGACAAGCGGCUGUCCUACACCGGGAUUCCUCUCAACCUGACCCUGGACAACAGGGUUGCUGACCAGCUCUGGGUCCCCGACACCUACUUCAUCAAUGACAAGAAGUCCUUUGUGCACGGCGUGACUGUCAAGAACCGCAUGAUCCGCCUGCACCCAGACGGCACCGUGCUGUACGGCCUCAGGAUCACCACCACUGCCGCCUGCAUGAUGGACCUGCGAAGGUACCCCCUGGAUGAACAGAACUGCACCCUGGAGAUUGAAAGCUAUGGCUACACCACGGAUGAUAUCGAGUUCUACUGGCAAGGUGGAAGUGCGGUCACAGGAGUUGACAACAUUGAGUUGCCCCAGUUCUCCAUCAUAAAUUACAGAACGCUGUCCACAAAAGCGGUCUUUACAACAGGGUCCUAUCCCAGACUGUCGCUGAGCUUCAAGCUCAAGAGGAACAUCGGCUACUUCAUCCUGCAGACGUACAUGCCCUCCACCCUGAUCACCAUCCUGUCCUGGGUCUCCUUCUGGAUCAACUACGAUGCAUCUGCCGCAAGGGUGGCCCUAGGUAUCACAACUGUCCUCACCAUGACUACCAUCAGUACUCACCUGCGGGAGACCCUGCCUAAAAUCCCGUACGUGAAGGCCAUCGACAUCUACCUGAUGGGCUGUUUCUUCUUCGUCUUCCUGGCGCUGCUGGAGUACGCCUUCGUCAACUACAUCUUCUUUGGACGGGGCCCUCACCUCCAGAAGAAAGAGGCGGACAAGGCUGCCAAAACAAACAAUGAAAAGGCCAGGGUAGAGACCAACAGGGUGCAGGUGGACGCCCACGGCAACAUCCUCCUCACCAACCUGGAGAUCCGGAACGAGAUGGGUGGCGGAGAGGUGCUAACGGGCCUGGGCGAUCCGCGGACGACCAUGUUCUCCUACGACAGCGCCAGCAUCCAGUACCGCAGGCCCUUGGCCAGCCGGGGGGACCCAUACGGCCGCCCGGCCAUCGACCGGAGCGCGGACCACCAGAAGAGUCGGCUGCGGAGGAGGGCCACCCAGCUCAAGGUCAAGAUCCCCGACCUGACAGACGUGAACGCGGUCGACAAGUGGUCCCGCAUCAUCUUCCCUAUCGCCUUCACGUUCUUUAACCUGGUCUACUGGCUUUAUUAUGUGCACUAAUCCUUCACUACUGCAGCGUAUUCCGACAAUGUUUAUUUUAUUUUCUUUUUUUCUCAGAAGGGGCAUAAGGUAAUAAAUAUGUGCAAAUUUCAAAGCAUGAAGAGGCAUUCAGUCAACAGUCUGAGUUUUGAUCCAAGGCCCUCUAUUGGAAAUAGCUUAUACUGUAGUAGUGAAGAUUCAAAAUACACAUGAACUGUACAGUUCAACUUUGUGCCAAAUGUAACAAUGGUACAGUUAUGGAAAUGACUUCAACCCUGUCCUGUAGCUUAGUGCCAUAGCAGCGUGUUAUUCUGCAUGCAAUUAACAUGUCAGUCUUUUGAUUAUCUUAAAAAGGGCAGACAAAGUAAAUGACACAGAUGAAUGUUUUUGGUUUUUUUUCCCUGGCAUUUCGUUACAACGCCAGCCCCAGUUGCUGAAAGCAUUAUUCCGAAAUGUUCCACAGAUAUAUACAGUAAAAUGCAAAAGUAUUGGGACAGUGACACUAUUUUGUGUAUCAUGUUCAUCAUACAAGGAAUAUGAGUUUAAAGUUCAGACUGCCAGCUUUCAUUUGAGGGCAUUUACAUCCAUAUUUGGUGAUCCGUGUAAGUAUCACAGCUCUUUUUCAUGCAAAGGCCCCCAUGUUAGGGAAUCAAAGGUAAUUUAACAAUUGGCUGCUCAGCUGUUUCUUGACCAGAUGUGUGUGUUUUAUCAUUACAUCAUGCACAAGAAAGCUAACAAAAGUUCAAGAGUUGAUUCUAGAUGUGGAAUUUGUAUUUGGAGUCUGUUGCUGUUGACUAAGUAAGUCUUAAUGCCAGUAAAAGAUGCCAUUAUGAGGCUGAACAAUACAUUGUGAGGAAGCAAGAAUUCACUGGUGAGCACAGCAAUAGCAAAUGACCUGGGAGACCCUAGAAGACCACUGUUAUGUAUGACCAAAUAAUUAUUUCAAUUGUGAAGAAAAAGCACUUUUCCUCUGCCAGUCAGAUCAAAAACACCCUUCACGAUGUAGACAUAAAUGUGGUAAAGACUAUAAAGAGAAGACUGCACUAGCAUUACCUCAGACGGUUCACUGCAAGAUGCAGACCACUGGUAAGCCUCAAGAGCAGAAUGGCUAGGUGUGAGUUUGCUAAAAAAAGAAAAAAGGACAUUAAACAAACUGUAGAGUCUUAUGGACCGCUGAGAUGAGUAUUAACGUGUACCAAAGUGAUGGAAAUAAAAAAGUGUGGAGUAUGGAACUGCUCAUGAUUCAAAGCACCCCCCUCAUCUGUGAAACAUGGUGGUGGGAGUGUAUGUAUUUCUGCUUCUGGAACUGGCUCAUGUGUCUUCAUUGAUGAUGAGGCUGCUGCAGGAUGAAUUCUGAAAUGCACGUAUGACCUUGCAUGCAGUGCUUGAAGUCUGUGUUGCAUAGACAUCACCAGGUGCUGAGUAUCUUCUGUUGCGAUGCUUUUUUCGAGGGCUAAUUGAUUUAAGUUUUCUCUUCAGCAUAUGAAACACAUGUUCAUUUAGAUUUGGAUCGGGGCAAUGAGUUGGCCAAUAUAGAAUUUUCCAGUUUUGGUUUUUGUUGUUUUAACAGUAUGAUUGGAAUGGUUGUCUUGCUGAGAUUGUAAGCAUUUGGGUGAACUUGAGCAGAUAAGAUGCUUCUGUACACUUCAGAAUUCAUUCUGCUGCUGCUACAUCAUCAAUGAACACAAUUGAGCAUUAUCUGUGUUCGCCAUACAUGCCCAAACCAUGACACCCCCACCACCAUGUUUCACAGAUGGGGGGGGGGAUGCUUUGGUUCUUAGGCAGUUACUUUUGGCCUCCACACUUAGCUCUUGCUAUCACUCUGAAACAUCUAAAUCUUGGUCUCUGUCCAUUGUCAGAACUCUAUAGCCUCUUUUAGAUACUUCUUAGUAAACUAAUCUGGAAAUUCUGUUUUUGCAGCUAACUAGGGUUUUGCAUCUUCCAGUGUAGUUCUGUAGUUCUAUUUGUGAAGUCUUCUGUGGACAUUAGUCACUGAAACAGCUACGCCUGCCUCCUGAAGAGAGUUUCUGAUUGGUCAGACAGGUGUUUGGGAGUUUUUCUUCAUUAUGGUGAGAAUGAUUUGGUCAUCAACUGUUGAGGUCUGCCUUGGUCUACCAGGCCCUUUGUUAUUACUCCUCCAGAGUUCACCAGUGCUCUCUUCUUUCUUAAUGAUGUUCCAAAGAGUUGAUUUUGGUAAGCCUAAGGUUUGGCAUAUGUCUCUAACUUAUCUCCUUGACUUUUGACUUCCUUCGGUAGAACUCUGGCCCUCAUGUCAACAAACACCAAUAACAGGCUCCAAUGGCAAUGAAAACCCUACAAUCAAGACUGUCUUAUACCUGUAGUAAGGAAGAAAUUGAACACACCUGACUAAUUAGAAAUACACGUGAAGCCACUUUUCCUAAACAUUAUAGUGCCCUGAAAUGGGGGGACUAUGUAUAAAGAGUGCUGUAAUUUCUACAUGGUGAAACCAAAAUGUAUAAAAAUAUCCUUUAAAAAAGCUGAAAAUCUGCACUUUUCCCUCUUGUGAAUGGUUUGAUUACAAAUCGAAAAUUAUGGAGUGCAUUAUGGAGCCCAUAGAUAUAUAUGCUUCAAAUAUUUAAAAAACAUAACAUUUUAAUUCAUUGUACAAGUUCUGUAUAUCUACAUAUUGCUCUUUGUGUUUUAUUAUAAAUGGAAUUUUGCAAUAUUUUGUUCCAAUUCACAGUUUCUGCACAAAUGAAAAUGGCUGUAAGACUUACGAACAACUUAUGAAUAGUACACAUAAUGUAUAUUACUACUUUAUUAGGGUACCCAGUCUGAAGCAGAGCUAAUUUGCAUGAUUAUAUUUCAUCUGUGAUGUGAUAUAUCGUAGUUUCACCUUUGUGUCUGUAUUAGGAACAUGUAUAUACACAUGUAUUUUUGUGUUUCAGUUCUAAGACAUGAACAGCACUUUUCAACUGAAGAUAUAUCAGCAGUUGAUCUUUAAAAAAAGCAAAGAGCAGACAAUCUGCCAUCCUUAUAUAUUUUUCAUUUUAUUCAGAUGAGGUUUAUUGACAGAGAGGGGAUCACAGUGCAGACAGUGUCAUGGUGGGGAAUCGAUCUCCCUCCCACAGGGGUAGAGUCGUAUAUGGGUUGAAAUUUGGCCGUCCCACGGACUGUGCCAUAGUUAAUCUUUUUAUGAUCUUGUUUCCCUCAUCUCAUUUCUAUUGACCUUUAAAUGCAUAUAUAAUUGGAGAUUGAAAGAAAGUUAAAGUAUAAAUAAAUAAAGUUUCUGGAAAAAUAAAGUUAAUAAGUAUUUGAAGUUAUACUCUGGGCAAGCUGUAGUUGGAGGCAUUGAACACAUGGAAAGUGAGAGCUCUUACAAGUGAGAUCCAUGAAGUGAACUGUUAAGCUUGCUACCUCAAAAUGGCAGGUAUCUUCCCAAGUGGGUGAGAAAUUACUUAUCAUUUAGCAAGACACUUUAUUUGAACUAAGUCAGUAAAUACUUGGCUGUAUAAAUGGAGACGAUAUGUAGAGAGCUAUUUAACUUGCCCUUGUUGUAAGCAUCUGUUUGACAAAUACAAAUGGUUCAUAUAGAAGAAUGCCUGGUAUGUCCAACCAUGUUUUCCUUGGAUUUUAUUUUCUCAUAGAACAAUCUUUGGUGCCUUUUAAUUUCAUCUAGUUUUUCUCUCUAUUGAGAGAUUAGAUGUUCAUUGCAGAGUAGUUUUGCGCAAUGAUAAUUCCUUGCUUGUCAACUGUUAUAGAAUUUAUCCAAAGUAAUUUUUUGGAAUCUCUAUUGUUCUCAAAAAUCACAGUGCCAAAUUAAUUAUGUAUGAACUAACCUAUGGACUUAAUUGUUUCCUAUCUGGUUAGUCAGGUGCUGGAUCAUUACGACCAAACCACAAGUUAAAAACGAGCACUGUCAAUCAGUGUUGUAUGGCUGUGCUGUCUACAGAGUAAAAGCCUAAUGAACUGAAUAAUUAUUCAGUCAUUUUGAGCACAGAUUCAACAAGCAAGGAGUUUUGCACUUGCAAAAUAAUGAUGGGAAAUCUCACUAUCCCUCAUCUGUAACCUUAUAUUUACACCUUAGAAAGUGUGAUGAAAAAGUUUCCCCCCCCUCCCUGAUUUCCUCGUUGCAUAUUUAUCACACUGAAUGGUUUCAGAUCUUUAGACAAAGGGAACCUGAGUAAACACAAGAUGCAUGUUUUUUCAUUUAGUUUAUGAAAACAUUUAUCAACCACCCAUAUUGCCCAUGUGAAAAAGUAAUUUCCCCGUUAAACUUAAUUACUGGUUGCACCUUCUUUAGCAGCAAUAACUGCAUUCAGAUGCUUCCUAUAAUUAGAUUUUUGUCUUUCACAUCACUGUGGAGGAAUUUGAGCCCACUCUUCUUUGCAGAAUUGCUUUAAUUCAGAGAUAUUGUUAGGUUUUCAAGUAUGAACUGCUCAUUUCAGGUCCUGCCACAACCUCUUUAUUGGGUUCAAGUCAACAAUUUAACUAGGCCACUCCAAAACUUUAAUUUUGUUUCAUUUCAGCCAUUCAGAUGUGGACCUCCUUUUUGUGUUUGGACCAUUGCUUGCUGCAUAACUCAAUUACGCUUCAGGUUCAGCUCACAGACAGAUGACCGGACAUUCUCCUUAAGAAUGUUCUGGUUCAGAGCAGAAUUCAUGUUUCCUUCAACAAUGGCGAAGGUGUCCAGGUCUCAAGGCAGCAAAGCAUUCCCACACCAUCACACUACCACUACAAUAUUUGACUGUUGGUUCGAUGCUCUUACUGUGAAAUGCUGUAUUUGCUUUACGCCAGACAUAAUGGUACCCGUGUCAUCCAAAAAGUUUACUUUUCACUCAUCUGUCCAUAGAACGUUAUCUCAAAAGGUUGGGAAUUAUACAGGUGUUUUUUUUUUGCAAAUGUGAGACGGGCAUUAAUGCUUCUCUUGGUUAGCAUUGGUUUCCGCCUUGUUACUCUCCCAUGAAUCCUAUUUUUGCCCCGUCUCUUUCAUAUUGUGGAGUCAUGAACACUGACCUUAGCUAAGGCUAGAGAGGCCUGCAGUUCCUUGAAUGUUCUUCAGGGAUCUUUUGUGACUUCCUAGAUGAGUUAUCACUGCGCCCUUGGAGAAAUUUUGACAGGCCGGCCACUCCUGGGAAAAUUCACCACUGUUCAAAGUGUUCUCUAUUUUAAGAUAAUGUUGUGGUUUCAUGGAGUUCCAGCACCUUAGAAAUGGCUUUGUAACCCUUUCCAUACUGAUAUAUAUUACAACAAGUCCCUUCUGAAAUGUCCAUAGUGGCAUAGUAUGCUGGUAGAAACUUUUUGGUGACUACUUCACUCUGAUGGUACCGUGCAAUGUGAGUGAGGAUUAGAUUCAACAAGGCUGGUUGCAAUCAAGUCUGCCUGUGUUCAAUCAGCUGAAUCUACUUGUCAGUGAAUUUUGGUUCAUUUGUUGAUUGAGUAACUAAGGGGGCAAAUACUUUUUCACAUUGGUGAUAAAGGUGUUUAAUAUAUAUAUAUAUUUAUGAGUUCUGUGUUUACUUUGUUCCAUUCUGUCUAAUAUUGCAAAGAAAUAACUAGAUAGUAAAUAAUUCAAAAUACAAAGAAUAAUAAAUUAAGAAUAAAUCUCUUGGUAUUGGGAUUUUAUAAGUCCCUCUGCACCAGAACUUCUGCAAAAUGCCUAAAUUUAAGUGGGAUGACCCUUAGGCCCUUUGAUAUGAUCAAGUAUUCAAAUACCUUUCUUACUAUGUAAAGUGCUUAAAUGUCAAAUGUUUUUGUCAAAUUUACUUAGUAGUACAGCAUGCCACCUAAACAUGCUCAUUAGCUGACACAAAGGCAAAUGCAAAUGCAUUUGUAUUAGGUAAGCACAUUAAUAAUAGUCAAUGGCAUUUAACACAAUGUCCUUGACACAGAGAACAGUCAGUGCUCCUUCAGCGUCUCUGAGAUGGAAAUUCUAAAGUGCGUUACUCUGUUGUGUUUGUUAACAUAACUCUCAGGUUUUUCAAUGUGAAUAGCUAAAAUUAAGCAAUUUUGAACCAAGAACUACAUUAAAGAUCCUCUACACAUAUCCCUCUCUUCAUGCCCCCCCCCCUUAAAUGUUCUCUUUCAUUAUGACAGACACUUUUUUUUCCCCCUGAAUACACUAUUUAUUUUUUUUAAAGAGGAAAUUCUGUUUUAGGCAGCCAACUACAGUUUUUUUGUGAGAUUUUGUGUCAAACGUUGAGGCAGGUUUGAAAUGGAAGUCAGUACACUUAAAUUUUUGAGCUGAACUCCAGUUCUUGAUCAGGAGUUCAACAAGCAGUGCUGUUUGGGAAGUAACUAUUCCGCACAUCAUUUUUUAUCAACUAAAGAAUUUCUGUGCCAACCAUGCGUCUUGCACCCACUGAAAGGAUUUGUGGCUCAUGACGUGCUAUAUGGUUGUGGACAGCUGAGUUGUGGAGAUAGGCUUUAACAUAAAUGGCUACAGGAUGGGGUGGCGGUGAGUUCUCCUUUCAAAUGUUCAAAAGGGCUGCAUCCAGGCAAGGAUACAUGGCUACAGAGAGACAUGUGUCCACAGAGAUUUUAACGUGUGCCCAAGAAAUGGCUUGACUCUUCCUCAAUUGCAAUCUGUUCUUCUUUCUAAGAUUCUGCACUUUUUCUUACUUUAUUAUAUGAAAAUAACACUGCCAAAAGUAGAUCUCUGCGCUAUCUGCCGGAUCGCAAAAUCAUAGCAAGGACCGAACAGCUCCGGUUACCCCUGUUUGGUCCAUGCUGUAGAAUAUUUGUGGGAUCUUAUCCCAGGUUUGAAUGUUUUGAAUCAUACCGGAUGUAUUAUUAUUAUUAUUAUUAUUAUUAUUAUUGUUAUUUAUAUUGAUUAUGAUGAUGAUGGUGAUGAUACUAAUAAUAAUAAUAAUAUAAACAGAUGAAUGUGUUUAAGAUAUGAUGUGAAACUGUUAUUUUCUUCACUUCCUAAAUAAUCCAUGGUGAAGGAAGUUUGUUUCCUAUCGAAGAAUUUCCAUCUGUACCCUUUCCUGGGCAGAAUCUGAUAGGGACUUAUAUACAGUACUCGUAAUCAGGGUUUACUAUAAAAACAAACACAACCACAUUUUUACUGGACACAGUGAGUUCCUUUUCUCAUGACCAAGAUCGGUGCCUUCUACCAAUUAUUUUCUCAAAAUUGUCACAGGGUUAAGCUUUCAGCUACUGAGUAGAAUUUCAUUGAGUUGAAACUGAUACUUUAUAAAAUAAAAGAAGAAAAUAGCCAAGCUAUCAUUGCAAGUUUUUUAAUGCUGAAUUUACAUACUAUUCAUCACACAUUGCAGAAUUAUGCUGUAAAUAGAAAAUUUGUUUUGCCAGUUUUUUUCUUCUUUUUUUAUUGGUGUUGUUGAUGAACAUCUAAGAAAUGUAAUUGAUAGUAAGUGCCAUAAAUUAUAGACUUUCUGCAGAGCAUGGCCUUUCUGUUUCCACGAGCCACCGUUUUGAUAUGUAAUGAACAUUUCAGGUCAAAAACUUUUUGACCUUUUGACCAGUGAGCAUUUUCUUUAAUUGUUUAUAUUGUGUCCAUUUGCUGUAAAGUUCCAUGCAUAUGCUUUCUCUUUGUGACUGUAUGCAUGAAUAUUUGAGUGUGCGAGCAACUGUGCAGUUGUAUCUGUGCACGGACUUAUUGGAAAGUGUUGAGGCUUUGUUCAAAGGGGUCCAUCCUGCUGACUACACUUCUAAAGCCUAUCAAAGCCAGCGAAAGUGAAAUGAAUGUAUCACUGCUCUCUAAUAAACCUUAGCAGUUGGAGCCAGAUUUGAAAUAAAAUCAAAUGCUGUGCCAUUUCAUUUCAAGCACUGUAGCCUGAAUUCCAUGAAAAUGUGUCCUUAACUUAUAAUUAAAUGCCAGUGUUUAUGUUCUCCUUAUUUUAAAUGCAGAAAAACACAAAUGCAUGCAUUUAAUUGCAGGCCAGAGUUAAUGACAAGUGUUGAUGGAAUCCAUGCAUAUUUUUCAUCAUUUAGAAAUGGCUGCAAAACUUAUAAUCAAUUGCGAAAAAAGCAAAAGCAAAAUUUUGCUUAAGGUCUGAAUGCAAUGUGUAUCAAUGCAUACACAGUGCAAUGCAGUUGGAUUCCACUGAAGAAUAUGACUGCAAAUAGAAGACCUCAGAGACCUCAGAGAAAUGGUGACAGCUGACAAUCUCAAACAAAAACAUACUCAUUAGCCUAGCAUCCAGUAUUACAAGUGUACUGUACAUUUGCUCCGACUUUCUAGGUUUCAGCAAAUGGAAGGCUAUUCUUUUGGAGGAGGGCUUCACUCAUGCUUUUGAAACCCCUUUGAAAACCAUCUUAACACUCAGAUUUACUCAUCUGACCAAUCCAUUCCAUAGCAGUUCUUGCAAGUUGUGUUUUGUUAAAAAAUAAUCUAAUUUUGUUCGGUAAAUAGUGCAACAACUUUUACAUCAUUGCUACUCAACCAUAUGAGGGGUGUGGUUUCUGCCAACUUCAGUACUUAUUGUGGACUUAACCUGAUUCAGUGAAUCUUUGCUUUGACUGAACCAGUUUGUCCCUCUGAUUUUGAGAAUGUUACUUGAUAUUUGAGCUGUAUAAAACCUGCCGAUUGCAGGCAUUGCAGGUCUGGAGCUGAGUAGAGCUGCUGUAUACAGUUUUAGCCUUAACCAAAUUUGCAUAACCUCCUGUAAAAUGGCAUUCCUUCAAUACUUCAUCUUCACUUCCUGAGCAUGUGAAUUGUGUUCCUCCUUCCUGCUGUUCAGAAUCAAUAUCAAGACAUACAGUAAGGCAUGCACACAUUGCAGUGGACUCUACCAGGCCAGCUGUUUCUUGGAGGCAGAUACAGUAUUUGCCUUGGUCUCUUUUCUUAUUUAUUUUGCCUGUCGUUUACUCAAUUUGGCCUUUUAAAAUUACACCUCCCCCUUUUCCGCCUAUUUGGAAAGACUAAUUGUGCCUUUGGAAUCAGAGUUGUUUCACCCACACCCUAGACAAAGAGCACAUGCACUCGACCAGUGCGCUCCCCCAGCCAGUGAUUAUGUUGCACGCUGCUAUGGCAGAGUUAGCACUGAUUAGCAAAGAAGUAUAACUCUCACAGACAUGGAAGCCUGUGGGUUCUUAGCAUGUCAUCGAGAGGGAGGGGGGAGUAAUUCAGCAGUAAUCUGAGGAGAGAGCCAGCUGUGUCCCACAGUUUUGGACUUCUGGGCAGGCAAUUAAUAACAUAGCCUAACAAAAUGCAGUCAUGGUGGACUCUUUCACCAACUGAGUUAGCUGGUAGCCCCAAGUUUUUAAAAAUAUAUAUAUAUAAUAAUUAAUUAUAGCCACAGAUUGCAGACAUUCUUUACUAUAACAUAUCCUUACUAGAUAGGUUCCAGUUAAUUAUUUUGGGAAAUGCACCAAUGCAAGUGCAUACACAUUAUUUACUAUUGUUCAUUAAUUACACCAGUUAUGAAAAGGUAGUUGGUGGGAACAAUUACCAGCAUACUGACUGGCCCUCCAUAAAGUUUGACACCCCUAGCACAGAACCAAUAGGAAGAAUAAAGAAUGACAUGUCCCUCUGUCUCUCCAUCAAUAGAAUUCAGCCCUCUGAAAAUACUGCACGCCUCCUGCUCUGAUAUGUAAAAGAUAUUUUUCUAUCAGACAUUUUGGCAGAGCUUUCAUUUUUUGUCAAAAAUAUGUAUAGCCAGAAUCCACAGAAUAAUUUUCUCAUAUUGAUUAUAAUUCUACGACUACAUGGGCUCAAUUUCAUUUUAAGGGUUUGUUUAUACUGUUAUAAUACAGGUUGAGCUCACCGAACCGUAAUAAUUUUGUGAAUUAAAGCGCUUGGAGAUAAGUUGUAAAGUUGACUCUAAAGCAAUUUGCAUGUUAUUCCAAAAAAUACUGAAUAAUUAAAAACAUUACUACUCAUAGUUUGUAUCAAACUAGUUUGUAAUAAACAUAACUUGAGUAAAUAUGUUUUAUAAUAAAAAUUGCAUUUUAUUUGAAUACCCCUUUCUAAAGAAGUCACUUACCUGUUUUAACUGGAAAGCUUUGUAAAAAACCAGUCCAGAAAAAAUAGAACUAGUAAAAUGUCUUUAAAAUUAAUUUAAUUAAUUAAUCUUGCCACCAAGCUCUAAUAUUGAUCUAUUACAAAACAGGCUCAUGCUUAACAUGUUUCAGGUAUCUUUUGUUUAAACAAACCCUUAAAAGACAGUGUGAGUUUUAUUUCUUUUUUAGAGAAUUAUUCCUUGCAGUGCAAGUCUUACCCAUGUCUUGAUCCAGGUUUUUUUUUUUUUUUUUUUUUUUUCUGUGUCAGCAUCUCUUUCCAGAUUAUCCAACUUAUCAAAUCCAAGAUUUUAAUGACAAAGCUGUAUAUUCUUGAUGUUAUCUUGUAAAUGCUUUGUGUAAAUAGUUUAAUAAGAAAACAAUUUUUGUGUUAUACCAUAAAUAUGUUUGCUGCAUUAAUUUAUAUUUUGUAUUUAUCGGAGUCUGUAAAUAAACAACUCUACGGAA